AUGUUCUGCUCGCUGGAGCCGCAGAGGUACCUGAAAGCUCGAUCCACCACCAAGACGUUCAAGCUGCUGAACGAGGUCUUCGAGAUGUUCGACGACGUCGUCGACCAUUAUGGCAUGUACAAGUACCAGCAUGUCGGCGACUGGUACAUCAUCACCUGCCCCAGGGCCGCCAGGCCCUUCGACGAGGCAGAGCAGGGAAAGCCGUACCCGCAGUCGUACGCUGUGCAGAUGAUCCGCCUGGCCAACGAGCUGCGGGAGCUGGCGCACUACUACACGGUAGAGGGGGUCAGCUUGCAGCUCAAGGUGGGAAUCAACCAUGGCGCUAUCGCAGGAGCUGUGAUCGGGCAACACCGGGCCUUCUACUGCGUCUACGGGGACACGGCUAACACGGCGGCAAGGAUGUGCAAGUAUGCGGAGCCGAACGAGGUUCUAUGCACGCGUGAGUUCGCUGAGGUGAUGGAGGGCUGCGAGGACAAGCUCUGCUCCUGCAUGUACAAGGGCCACAUGGACAUCAAGGGGAAGGGGAAGAUGGAA
This is a messenger RNA of Guillardia theta CCMP2712, 534 nucleotides long. RefSeq lists its product as hypothetical. Gene Ontology annotation, biological process: cGMP biosynthetic process; intracellular signal transduction; receptor guanylyl cyclase signaling pathway. The annotation marks the transcript as partial. Gene Ontology annotation, molecular function: peptide receptor activity; guanylate cyclase activity. NCBI's taxonomy places the organism in Eukaryota, Cryptophyceae, Pyrenomonadales, Geminigeraceae. The transcript has a single exon. The record is from RefSeq and is a predicted model, not a curated record.